Anopheles aquasalis is the source of this 5113-nucleotide messenger RNA. It is a transcript of the gene Rrp5, whose product is annotated as Ribosomal RNA Processing 5. Gene Ontology annotation, molecular function: protein binding; RNA binding. Lineage: Eukaryota; Metazoa; Arthropoda; Insecta; Diptera; Culicidae. Gene Ontology annotation, biological process: rRNA processing. The record is from RefSeq and is a predicted model, not a curated record. Gene Ontology annotation, cellular component: small-subunit processome; nucleolus.
GUUUUCAAGAACCGGCUCAGUUCAAGCUGCCCAGAAAAUAACGUUGAGUGGAAUAAAAUACUAAAAACUGCAGCUAAAAUGGUGUACGUAGAAGCUUCCUUCCCGCGUGGCAAAAAGGCCGAGACCGAUGACGAUGGAUUGGCACCGAAAAAGAAGUUUAAACCACGGAAACGCGAGAAUUACGGUGCCUCCACGGAAGAGGAAGCGAAGCAGCAGAAUCCGCGACCAAAAGAUCGCCGGCGAGUUCUGAAGGAAGAGAAGGAGGAUGAACUGGAAGAGCAGGAGCUGGCCUGCAAGGCAUCCAACCUGGGCUUCGUUACGCUCCAACCGGGUAUGCUGGUGCUGGGUUGCGUGCAGCGUACCUUUAAAACCCACAUGGAAGUUACCCUUCCGGGGCGGAUUACGGGAACCGUCCCGGUGCCAGCCAUCUCGGAAGCGUACACGAAACGCCUUCAAGCUAUGAUCGACCGGCAGUCGUUCGACUGCCCCACCCUGGACGAUCUGUACACCGUGAACGAGCUGGUGUACGUUAAAGUGAUGGAGAAGCAGACUUUCCCACGCCAGCUAACGCUCUCGUUGAAUCCACACGAUCUGCAUAGCUCGUUCACGGCGAGCCAGCUCGUCCCCGGACUAGUGCUGUCCGCCACGUUAACGGUAGAAGAAGACCACGGUUACACGAUGGAUGUGGGCAUUCGCAAUGUGCGUGCCUUUCUGCCGAGAGAAAAUCUGUGCAAAAAUCCGACCGACAUUGGGCGAAAUUUGUUUUGUGCGAUUGAAAAGGUGACUCGCCAAGGAACGGCAGUUACGGUCAUACUGAAGGCGUUUCGCCCGAAAGAGAGCCGUCUGUUGAAUGUGAGCAUGGCCAACCUCGAUACGAUCGUCCCGGGCUGUGUGGUACCGUUUACCGUCGGUUCAGUGGUAAAGCGUGGCCUACGCGGGACCCUCUUCGAUGAUACGGUAGCUGCGUUCGUAAAUGAGACCAUGCUCACCCAACCAAACAGCAAACCGGAAAGCUACACCAUGUUCCAGCAGCUCGAUGCGACCGUUCUGUACGUGAUGCCAGUCACAAAGCAUGUGUUCGUUUCACUGGCCAAGUACCCGGGCAACCGGGCUGAAGGCAGCGUUGCCUAUGCGGCCGGUCAGACCAUCGAGAACGCCCACGUGGUGGCAGUGACCAGCGCGGGCGCCUGGCUACAGUUUGCCAAGGAUUACCGUGCGCUACUGCCGAAGAGCGUCAUCAUGAAGCGUAUCAAGGGCAACUACGAGGAGAGCGUUGUGAUGAGCAAGUAUCACGUCGGCUCGGUGCACACGCUCCGCAUUUUGCGCUACGAUCCGCUGAAUCGAACGUUCAUCGUCUGCGAUACGCUGGAGAAUGCGGCCGAUGAGCUUACUGUGCAGGACAUUCAGAUCGGUGAGGUAUAUCAGAUGCGCGUGAAGAACCUGCUCGAUACGGGAGGUUUUUUUGUCGAGCAGGGUGCGGUGCGUGGAUGGGUUAGGCGCGAGUGGUUCGAUCGAACGCAGCACGUUAAGGAAGGUGCGCGGGUACAGGUGCGAGCCAUGAUGUUCGAACACGGCACACCGUACGUGCAGUUUACAAAUCGGCACGAUCUGCUGAAAAAAGGAGUCCGAAUUCUAUCAUCCCACGAGCAGCUACAGAACGCGACCUCCAUCCUAACCGCUCCCGAAGCGAAACAGUUUCACGGAUUGGUGGUCCAUGAGACACGGGAGUAUUUUAUAAUCAAGUUCGCCAACGACAUCAAAGGAUUGCUGAUGAAAAAUUUACACGAUAUUGAGCAGGAUACCGUUAAAAUGCACACGCUACGCAUCGGCAGUGUCGUUCAGGUCACGGUGCACCAGUACAAUGCUGCAUCUCAAAAGUUGCUCCUUUCGUUGCCACUGCACAGCACCGACACGGUCUCAACGCUGACCGAGGCCACUGUCAUUGCGGUGUUACCGACGGGUGUCGAAAUAGCGCUAAAAGAAGAUAGAAGCAAGGGCACCAUCCCGGUGCAAUACUUUUCCGACUUUGCGGCCCACAAUCCCCUUUACGUCGGUCAGCUGAAGGAAGGGCAGAAGCUAUCGGUGGUGAAGCUACGAAACAACACGUACAGCGUGCGGGAUGUGGAGUAUUGUCACAAAAAUCCGAUGCUGCUGAAGGAAAAUGCUCAAGGAGCGAUAGUACGCGCAAGUUACUACUCGCGAGACGGGCAACCGUUUGCCAACCUACUCCUCAGCGAUUACGCAAAGCCGAUAGAGGUGCGGCUACGCGAUGAGGACAAAAAAGCGGAAAGUAUUCCGGAUGGAGAGAUCAUCUACGUACGGAUAUCGUACGAUCGCAAUGGCAAAACCGACGACUCCUACAAGCUCAAGGCAAACACGCAACGUCGAGUGGUGUGCCCACGCGGUGUCGAGCACGUGUACGAGUACAUCGAGAGUUACAUGCGCGAUAUAAGUUGUUUAAUUGAACGCUACAAGAAAGCGGGAAAAACGUUUGCAAACUUCACUGUUGGUCAGCAAGUUCGUUGCACGAUUGAAAGCGAGGUAGCCGAAAAGUUCGUCGUGAAGGUGCAGUCGGAAGAGGACGAUUCGGAGCUGACUGCAAAAGGAAUCGCUGAAAAACCGGCGGAAACAUCCAGUAACUUCGAUAUCGGGGAGCAAGUUGUUGGCCGCAUUAUAUGGGUCGAUGUAGUACGCCAGGUGGUACAAGUUUGCAUCGAUCCAGCUCGUCUUCAGUUCAUUGAACAACGCAAACCGAAAGCCUCGGAGUUGAAUCCAAUCUACCGUUUGCACUGUUCGGAACUGUACUCGAACGAAUACGUCCACAUUUGCUGCGCUACGAAAAAAGCGGGUCCACUGAUUGUGGUUCCAGUGAAACAUCACUACAAUGAUGCCCUGUGGAAGACCGGUGGCAAAGCGGUGAACAUUGUUUUACCGCUGCAUUCGCUGGGCGAUAUGGUAUUUGCCGUUACGAAGUACAACUACGGUCUGUACAAUGGGUUUGAUAACAUGGAAAACCCAACCAAACUUUACGCAAAACCACAGAAACGUCCAACAGGCGUGCAGAAUGAUGGCGAGCGGCUGAAGCUCCGAUCGCAAGGAAAGCUGCGCUACGUUAGAGAGUUACCGGAAACGUUCCAUGAAUCAUUGCUCGAUGACGAUCAGGCGGAGAAAUCGGAGUCAGAAAUCGACGAAUCGGAUGGAAAUGAUUCGGACGCCAGCGACAGCUACCGGGACAGCGUGGACGAUGAUGAGGAUGAAGAUUUCGUUUGCUCUGAUGAGGAGGAGGAUCAGGAGGAACAAGUGCAAGAAGAGAUUACUGAAGUCAAGACCAAACCGAUGAAGAAACAAUCGAACCAGGAAACAGCUGGUCACAAAGGUGGCCAAAAGGGGGUAAAAGAACCCAAGAAAACUUUGCCGGUUAUUGCAGUUACUAAAAGCGAGAAGCAGCUCAAGGUUACUGACGACACUAAUAAUUCGAACAAAAAAUCGAAAAAGCGCCAGAUAGAAUUGGUUACCACAGCACCACCCGCAGAAGUGACCCAGAAAAAACGCGGUAAAAAGAAGCAAGUUGAAGUUGCCGCGUCGACGGAGCAGGAGAAGAAACGAAAGAAUCAAAAUGCAAAAUCAAAACCGAAGCCGGUCGGUCCGACCAAAGAACCGACGAAGAGAAAGUUGGAGUCCGGUGCUGAAGCAGCUAAUGGAUUGGCAAAAAAUAAGAAAAAGAAGAAAAAGUCUCUUCCGGCGGGGGUCAACGAUAUGCUGGAUAGCUUUUGCGACACCCAGUUGGACGGUGGUUGCGAUUUUUUAUUCGGCGACCAGCUUGAUGGUGCCGUAGGUCUGAUAGAACCGACGAAGAAGGUGAAAAAAGCGAAAAAGCGGAAGCAUAAUGAAACGACCGAUAAUGCCAACAAACAAGGCAGUAGCAGUAGCAACGGCAAACGGGUGCUUCCCGGUGCGACCAACUUUUGGGAUUCCACACCCGUGUACAAACGCGACCGGAACCCAUCGGACUCGGAUGACGACGAGCGUGAGGAUGAAGAGGGCGAGCAGCAGGAGGGCACCAGUAAGCGAAUGACAGGCAAAGAACGGUUCGAGGCGAUGAAACAGGAGGAGGAGCGCCUGCGAAAGAUCGAAGAAGAGCUAGCUGAUCCAUCGGUGGCACCGCACACACCGGAUCAGUUCGAUCGCUUGGUGGUGGCCCAGCCGAACAACAGCAUGCUAUGGAUUCGCUACAUGGCGUUCCACAUGGAGUCUGCUGAGCUCGAUAAGGCACGGGCAGUCGCCCGGAAGGCAUUGAAAGCGAUCAAUUUUCGGGAGGAAGCGGAGCUAUUGAAUGUAUGGAUUGCGCUGCUGAACCUCGAGCUGCGCUACGAGACGGUGGCCGCGUUCAAGGAGGUCCUACAGGAAGCGACCCAGUACAACGAUGCGUUCAAGGUGUAUAGACGCGUACUCGACAUUCUGAUCGAUUGCCAGAAGCUGCCGGAAGUGACCGAACUGUUGGAGCUGUUGGUGAAACGGUUCCGCAAGGAGACCGAUAUGUGGUACCUGGUGGCGGACGCCUGGUAUCGAAUUGGCCAGAGUAAGAAGGCCAAACCGUUGCUGAGUCAGGCAAUGAAAUCGCUGCCCAAUCGUGAACAUAUUCCCCUUAUCGUCAAGUUUGCCUUCCUUCACAACCGCCAUGGCAACCGGGACGAGGCGCAUCUGCUGUUCGAGCAGAUACUCACGUCGUAUCCGAAGCGCACGGAUAUCUGGUCGCAGUACGUCGACAUGCUGGUCAAGGAUGGGUUGAUCGAGGAAGCUCGACAAAUUCUGGAACGUGCGAUCGUACAACGGCUGCCAAUGAAGAACAUGAAAACCCUCUACACCAAGUACGUGACCUUUGAGGAGAAACACGGAGACCGUGAAAGUGUGCAUCGGGUGAAGCAGAUGGCGGCAGACUACGUUCAGACACAGCUGAACAAUGCGGGCGUCACGACGGCCGCCGAUAAGGGGCGUAAAAAGUAAUUCUCGAUUAUAGUACGCGGGAACUGUUCUUCUUUUUUUUCUUUUUUUUCCGUAUACAUAAGCAUAUUCUACUUAUAUGAAUAAAGUCUACGUCGUUAGUUAAAAGAUA